Messenger RNA from Cottoperca gobio, 3891 nucleotides. Its product is annotated as cysteine/serine-rich nuclear protein 3-like. Gene Ontology annotation, molecular function: DNA-binding transcription factor activity, RNA polymerase II-specific; sequence-specific DNA binding. The record is from RefSeq and is a predicted model, not a curated record. Lineage: Eukaryota; Metazoa; Chordata; Actinopteri; Perciformes; Bovichtidae. The transcript is spliced from 5 exons. Gene Ontology annotation, biological process: regulation of transcription by RNA polymerase II. The coding region runs from base 386 to 2188 and encodes 600 amino acids. Gene Ontology annotation, cellular component: nucleus.
GAGGGAGGGGGUGCAGAGCAGGAGAGAUUCAGACAGAGAGACUUGACAGUAUGAGCUUAGGAUGAGGGUGCAGAGGGAGAACGCAUAAGAUAGUGACAGAGGCAGAGGUGUUCAGUGUUGCACAAUAGUGCCAGAGGCUGCUGAAAAGAGAGUGAGGGAGAGAGAGAGAGAGAGAGAGAGAGAGAGAGAGAGAGAGAGAGAGAGAGAGAGAGAGAGAGAGAGAGAGAGAGAGAGAAAGCAGGCAUCAUGGCAGCGCUCACUGCAUCAUCACGACACAUGGGGAUGUUUGGCUGCUGCUGGUGAACACUGUGUGAUGCAGAGGAGAGAGUCGAGGACUUCCUGGAAACCAAAGGCAAGCCAAGGAAACAGGUGCGACCGGUGACACAUGAUGAGUGGGAUCCUGAAGAGGAAGCAUGAGGAGGGCCCGUCCCCUUACCUGUCCCUGCAGCGGUCUGACGAUGAAGUUUCCUGCAGCGACAGCGGCAACAGCAGUGAUAGUCUCAACCACCCCGUCCCCUCUGGGCUGCUGGACUCCACUCUCCAGCAGCAGUCGAAGCGACUGCGGGGCCGCAACGUGCACUUUGAGAGCGUGACAGUGUACUACUUCAACCGUCGGCAGGGUUUCACCAGUGUGCCCACACAGGGUGGCAGCACCUUGGGGAUGUCACCACGUCACAGCGGGGUGAAGCGCUUCACCCUCAGGGAGUUUGCAAUGGAGCAGAAACUGAGCCAUCGGAACAUGCUGAGGGAUCAUCUCAAAGAGGAGAAACUCAAUGCCAUCAAACUCAAACUGACUAAGAAUGGCACUGUGUCAUCCGUGGAGGCAGAUACCCUGACACUGGAUGACAUCUCCGAAGAUGACCUGGAUGUGGACAACACAGAGGUGGAUGAUUACUUCUUCCUCCAGCCUCUGACUACCAGGAGGCGCCGCACCCUACUCCGUGCCUCGGGGGUCCGACGCAUUGAUGUCGAGGAGAAGCACGAGCUGCGUUCCCUACGAAUGUCCCGAGAGGAGUGUGGCUGCCGCUGCCGGGGGAUAUGCAGCCCAGAGACCUGUGCUUGCAGCCUGGCCGGCAUUAAGUGCCAGGUAAAUGGAACUGUGGUGGACCGCAUGUCCUUCCCUUGUGGCUGCACCAAAGACGGCUGUAGCAACAACACGGGCCGCCUGGAGUUCAACCCGGUCCGGGUUCGCACCCACUUCCUGCACACCAUCAUGAAGCUGGAGCUGGAGAAGAGCCGCGAGGAGCAGCAGCAGCAGCAGCAGCAGCAUCAGCAGCAGCAGCCGGAGCAGCAGCUUGUAACCAAUGGCAACAGUUACCAUGGAGACUCCUCCUUGGCCCAGCAACAGCAGCAGCAGCCGAACCUGCAGUUUCCAUUGAUGAGUGGCACGCCGCACAUUCCCAUCAUGCACCUCCAGAACACAGGCGACACAAAUUUACAUCUACAUGAAGAGGAGGAAGAGGAAGAAGAGGAGGAGGACGACGACGAUGAAGAUGAUGAUGAUGAUGAUGAAGCGUACGAGGAAGAUGAGGAUGGCAGCAGUGUUUGCAGCGGGCUGUCGGACUGCAGCACACACAGCUUAGACACAAUCGACCCCGAGGAAGAAGAAGAGGACGAGGAGGAUGAAGAAGACGAGGAGGAUGAGGAAGGUGAAGAAGAAGACGAGGAAGAUUGGGAUUGCUCGUUGCAAGGAACGAGUCCUCCGCCCUACUCGGUUCCACUCCCGUCUGUGCUGAGUUACUCUAAUAUAAGCCUCAGUAACCCCUUCCACAGCACUCCCUCCAUGCAGCAUUAUCAAACAGACACUCCUGCUUUUCUCAGUGAAAAUGUCCCCGUCGUCCCCACACUCCCCACAGUAGAGACCGCAUUACAGUCUGAAAUAAACCCAAAACUCAGCUGCCAAACAUGCCAUUUCCCUGACCCCACCGAGUCUUUGAAGCUCCAAACUUGCUCACAUGUAGACGCCCGUGAGAGUAACACUGCCCCCGCUGGUGCAGCCGACAUACAGCCGCCCACGACAGACCUCCAUAACAAUCCAGACCAGCGUGACUCACAGACUGAUGCUUCGGCUGGGUCUGAGGAGCAGACAGAGGAGGAAGUAUUGGAGCCCAUAAAGGAGCAACCAGGACUGCAAAAGCAGGCAGACGGGGCUCAAGUCACAAACACGUCACGUUCAGAGAGUACCUGAUGAUUCAAAUGCUUUAGACAGGGAUCCGUUGAUUUUUGGAAAUCUUUAUUCAAGAAUUGUGCCCUUCAAAUAUCAGUUUGAUAAAUGCACUUCCAAAGAGAGAAUGAGUGUUGCAGAGUCGGACACAGAAGGCUCUAAGAGGUGAUCUAAUUUAAACUCAAUUCGUCUCUAAACCUUUCUUAGAUUGUUGGUUUAGACUGUAACUAUAAAAAGUUCAUUGACAAAGCUAAAUAAAACAGUGUUUCUUUAUGUGACUAUAUGGAGUAUAAUUUAUGCCCUCUCAUAAAGUCUUUGAUCAUUACAGCAUGUUUCCUGGUUGUGACUGGCAUCUAUGACAAAUCAAGAUUUUGAGGUGCUUGUAUUGUUUCACUAUUUUCCAUUGUGCUGGUGUCUCAUUGAUGCUGCUAAUCGUUUUUAAAUGCCUGUCUGUAUCGCAUGUGUUCAGUUUACCUAAGAUGUUUCAAGGAUUAACACAAACUGUAAAGUGAUAAAUGAUGUCACUGGCAAAACACUGAUAUUUAUAUCGACACAAAAAUCUGUUUUAAUUCAUACUGAAGCUCUUUUUUUGGUUCCUUUUUGUGCACACAUUUGAGCUUUUCUAUCAGCGUGUCUUUGCUCCAGACUUCUUAGUCAUGAUUUGCCAUGACAUUUUGUAUGAUAACUUUGGACAUCCCUUAAAGCAGCUUUAAAUAUUUUCAUACAAACAAUGCAGUCACUUGUAGAGAUGUAGCCAUGAGCAAUUAUCACCGACUCUGCAGUUCCCCUAAGCUACGUAACGUUUUAACAUCUUUCAGCUCAUUGUUUUGGUUUUCAGGCCUGUAGAUGUAGGCCUACUGUUUAUGUUCAAUCACAGCUCUCCUAACUUAGAUUUUGGCCGCAGCAGGCAGCUGUUUUGCCCAAAAAUGCUCUGAAUAACAUCAAACGGCAGACAAAGUUAGCGACUAGCUAGUGAACAUAGUGGAGCACUUAAAGUGCCACAUUCUUUCUUCAGGAGUUAGUGAAGAGCUAAAAGAAAAGUCAAUAUUAGACUUAUAUUCAUCAGGUGGACAGAGACAUGACUAAAUGAUAAUGUUGCUCCAUGUCUGCGUGUUAGCCGUAGCAGCUUAAACUGUGAUGCUAGGUCAGUAUUGUGUUUACAGCUUCUUUCAGAUGCCCAACAAAAUCAGUGAUUGCAAGUUUUCAUCUUGUGCCAAAAUGUUACUCUUUGUCUACAUGCAACACAAGUGACGUUCCCAUCAGCCUCAGCUGUACUUAAGUGGUAAUUAGCUAAUGUUACAUGCUAAAUUAAGGUGGUUAACAUCUGCAUGCUAGCAUUGUGAGCAUGUUAGCAUGCUGACAGUAGCAUUUAGCUUAGAAAAAGUUAUUCUCAUAACGUUAAAAUGUAUUAUACUGUAAUGUUGACGUGUCAAAAUGCUGCCAACAUAUCUACCAAAAAGUACCUCACUAUAGAAAUAAACAUCAUGACCUGAGCAAAUCAAAUUCUGUUUCUUUUUUUCUGCCUGUUUGUGGAUGUUAUUUAUCAUUUUACAGUUGUGUGAACAAUGUGAUAAACCUGCACUUUUUUAGUUUUCAGAUAACUUAAGGCUUUAGUUAUUAACGUCGUCUCAACACUGCCAAAACUGGGGGCCAAAUAUAUUUCAUGUUCUUUUUAAUGCAACUGUACAUUUCCAUGAGUGUGAAUAAAAAAAACCUCUCAGUUUAAA